Erythranthe guttata (spotted monkey flower) is the source of this 3693-nucleotide messenger RNA. Its product is annotated as villin-4. The record is from RefSeq and is a predicted model, not a curated record. Gene Ontology annotation, molecular function: actin filament binding. NCBI's taxonomy places the organism in Eukaryota, Viridiplantae, Streptophyta, Magnoliopsida, Lamiales, Phrymaceae. Gene Ontology annotation, biological process: actin filament severing; cytoskeleton organization.
UCUCUCUCUCUCUAGAACAUUGGGGAUUUUUUCGUCUAUUUGAAUUAUUUUUUUUUACGGAAUUUUUUCAUCUCUUUCUCGAGAAACCCACCUUCUGUUUUUUGGAAAUCUGGGCAGCUGUUUUUUUUGGUUGUUGAUUAAGAUCAGUUGAGUUAUUAGAUUGGAUCUGUUUGUUUUUUUGGUUUUUUGUUUUUUGAAUUUCCAGUGGGGCUGUAAGGAUUAUUACAUCCGACAGAUAUCAAGAGAAUUUUGUACAAGUUGCGACAACACUAUGGCUGUUUCAAUGAAGAAUUUGGAUCCAGCUUUCCAAGGGGCUGGACAGAAGGCUGGCACUGAGAUAUGGCGAAUUGAAAAUUUCCAGCCUGUCGCAAUCUCAAAAUCGUCCCAUGGAAAAUUUUUCGCAGGAGAUUCGUACGUAAUUUUAAAGACCACUGCCUUGAAAAACGGAGCACUACGCCACGAUAUUCAUUAUUGGCUGGGUAAAGAUACCAGUCAGGAUGAAGCUGGCGCUGCAGCCAUCAAAUGUGUUGAAUUAGACGCAGCGCUGGGUGGGCGCGCUGUUCAAUACCGUGAAGUACAAGGUCACGAAACAGAGAAGUUUCUUUCUUAUUUUAAGCCAUGUAUAAUACCUCAAGAAGGCGGAAUAGCCUCAGGGUUCAAGCAUGUCGAGGCCGAAGAGCACCAGAUUCGUUUGUUCGUAUGUAAAGGAAAACAUGUUGUUCAUGUGACAGAGGUGGCUUUUGCUCGGUCCUCUCUCAAUCACGACGACAUCUUUAUCCUCGACACGAAGUCUAAAAUUUUUCAAUUCAAUGGCUCCAACUCAUGUAUUCAAGAGAGGGCUAAAGCUCUGGAAGUUGUUCAGUACAUUAAGGAUACUUAUCAUGACGGGAAAUGUGAAAUAGCCGCUGUUGAGGAUGGAAGGUUAAUGGCUGAUGCCGAGACUGGAGAAUUUUGGGGUUUCUUUGGCGGCUUUGCUCCACUUCCAAAGAAAGCAGCCACCAAUGAACAGAAGAGUAUCGAUCUUCCUUCGAAGCUUUUCUGUGUCGACAAGGGAGAAGCAGUACCAAUUGGGGCAGAUUCUUGGACGAGGGAGUUAUUAGAAACGAACAAAUGCUACAUUCUUGACUGUGGGAAAGAAGUCUUUGUUUGGAUGGGGAGAAGUACUUCUCUGGAUGGUAGGAAAUCUGCAAGCAACGUUGUUGAUGAAUUACUGCGUGGCCUUGAUAGACCUAAAUCUCACGUUAUCCGUGUAAUUGAGGGGUUUGAGACUGUAGCAUUUCGCUCAAAGUUUGAAUCGUGGCCACAAUCAACAAAUGUGACCGUGACUGAGGAUGGCAGAGGCAAAGUUGCAGCACUUCUAAAGCGGCAAGGGAUUAACGUGAAGGGUCUUCUCAAAGCCGAAACUCCCAAGGAAGAACCCCAUAUAUAUAUAGAUUGCACGGGAGAUUUACAGGUAUGGCGCGUGGAUGGUCAAAAGAAGACUCUUCUUUCGUCUUCUGACCAGUCUAAGUUUUACAGUGGAGAUUGCUAUAUCUUUCAAUAUUCUUAUCCUGGAGACGAAAAAGACGAACAUCUAGUCGGAACAUGGUUGGGCAAGCAGAGUGUUGAGGAAGAUCGGGUAGCGGCAUCUUCACAGGCAAGCAAGAUGGUCGAGUCUCUGAAGUUCUUACCCACUCAGGCUUGCUUCUACGAAGGAAACGAACCACUCCAGUUCUUUGCAAUUUUUCAGAGCUUCAUUGUAUUUAAGGGCGGUGUUAGUAAGGGCUACAAAAAAUACAUAGCCGAGAAGGAACUUUCGGACGAUACAUAUUCAGAGGACGGGCUUGCAUUAUUUCGAGUUCAAGGAAGUGGGCCCGAUAAUAUGCAAGCAAUUCAAGUUGAACCAGUGGCUUCAUCAUUGAAUUCCUCGUACUGUUACAUACUACACAGUGGUUCCUCUCUCUUUACCUGGUCAGGAAAUCUUACAUCGUCUGACUCCCAAGAAAUUGUUGAAAGGCAGCUGGAUCUUAUAAAGCCAAACAUGCAGUCGAAACUGCAAAAGGAAGGGGCUGAAUCUGAGCAGUUUUGGGAUUUGUUAGGUGGAAAAUCAGAGUACCCGAGCCUGAAAAUUUCAAGAGAAGCAGAAGCCGAUCCUCAUUUAUUCUCGUGCACCUUCACAAAGGGAGAUCUCAAGGUAACGGAGGUGUACAAUUUCAGCCAGGACGAUCUAAUGACUGAAGAUAUAUUCAUUCUCGACUGCCACUCGGACAUUUAUGUUUGGGUCGGGCAACAGGUGGAAUCUAAGAAUAAGAUGAAUGCUUUAACUAUUGGACAGAAAUUUCUGGAGCGUGAUUUUCUUCACGAAAAAUUAUCUCUCCAAGCUCCAAUAUAUAUUGUCAUGGAAGGGAGCGAACCGAUUUAUUUUACUCGUUUUUUCUCUUGGGACUCGGCAAAGUCGGCAAUGCACGGUAAUUCUUUCCAAAGAAAAUUGGCUAUUCUUAAAGGCGACACUCCCGUGUUAGACAAACCCAAAAGGCGAACACCUGUCUCGUAUACCGGAAGGUCUGCAGCGCCUGAAAAAUCGAAUCGUUCUAGAAGCAUGUCUUUCAGUCCCGACAGAGUUCGUGUAAGAGGCAGAUCUCCAGCAUUCAAUGCCUUAGCUGCCACUUUCGAGAAUUCCAAUGCAAGAAACUUGUCAACUCCUCCUCCAAUGGUCAGAAAGAUCUUCCCUAAAUCCGUAACACCCGAUUCCGCAAAACUUGCCUCGAGAUCCGCAGCUAUAGCAGCCCUUACUUCUAGUUUCGAACAACCUCCACCUGCUCGACAAUUCAUUAUACCACGCUCCCCUAAACUGGGACCCGAAACAUCAAAACCUACACCCGAGACAAUAUCGAGGCAAAACUCGGUAGAAGAGUCGAAGCCAAAGCCAGAGACUAUACAAGAAGAUGUGAAGGAGAAUGAAGCUGAAGACGACGAAGGACUUCCAGUUCACCCAUACGAGCGUCUAAAGACAACCUCGACCGAUCCAGCUGAAGAUAUUGACGUGACAAAACGAGAGACUUAUUUGUCGAGGGACGAAUUCAAAGAGAAGUUUGGAAUAACCAAGGAUGUUUUCUACAAGAUGCCCAAAUGGAAACAGAACAAGCUCAAAAUGGCUCUUCAAUUAUUCUGAAUUAUUUGGAGAGGCGUCUUAAUUUAUCUCGUUCAUCCUCCGAAAAAAAGGUCCAUUUUUAGCUGCUUCUGCUCAGGGGAUGCUCUUUUUUUUUUCCUUCUUUCCCCGAUACCCAGAUGAACUAAUCGCAGAUAAAAACUGCAAGCAUCUUCGAUACAUUUAGAUUUUUGGACGCCGUAGGAAUUUUCUUUGAUUUUUUGUUUUUUUUUCGUUUUUCGUGAGUUAGUUGCUCCGAUAUUCUUUUUUGGUCCCUGGUUUGCUGUGAGCUUGCAUUUUUUUAUUUGGUUUUUCUUUUAUUGUGGUUUGGUUUGUUUUGGGCAAUUGAUUUUUUUGCAGAGUGGUUGCAAAAUGCAGAGGUUUUCUUUUUUUUUUUGUAGGGUAAAUAGACACAUAGUAAACAAUUCUUGGGAGUGUAUACAUGAAUGUAAAACUAGUCCACUCAUUGUUUGACUAGCAAAUAAAAAUGUGUGUUUCUUAUUUUCUUCUUUCUUGUGUGUAUACUUGGGAUUAAUUUAUUAAGGUUUUGUGACAUUAUGUCUUAA